CAUAAGGUGAGAGUAAAAGCGAGGGAGGGAGGGAAGGAGAGGCUGUGGGCGGGGAUGGGGGGUGGGUCGCAUCUGAGUGAGGAGCUGCAGGAGCCAGCAGUUGCCCGCUUGCUACCGCUCGACAGAGAGGUAGUGUGGCAGUCCUCCGCGUGACCCUAACUGACUAGCUGGCCGUUGCCCUCUCGCUCUCCCCGCCCCGCUCCGGUUACCCCAGCAUCGCAUCGCCUUGCUCGCCAAUACUUCCACUCGCUACGCCCUCACACACCAGAAAAGAGAGAAAAGUCUUGCCCAGCGACGCUUAAUGAUAAAAUAACAAACAUGAAACCUCCGUGACAUUCUCCUGUGGACGUGAUCGAUUACUGCUGUUAUUUGUUGAUCAGCUUUCUAUUAUUUACUUCUUUUUUCUCUCUAGUCAAGCAAAUGGCCUGGAAAUUGCGCCUCUAUAUGUUACCCUCCCAGCUGUUGGUACGUAAAAUGUUCAGCAGCGAUGAAAAGUGAAGAAGACUCACUUUAAUGUAAUACGACUUACCGCCACUUCCCUGCCAUCCAAUGUGGUGAGGAGCCCUCUCCACCACUCCGACCAAUGAUAUCGUUAUUUUCUCUCUUAGCCUCUUCCUCCUCUUCCUCCCGUCCCCCUUCUUCCUCCUCCUCCUCCUCCUCCUCCUUUUCCUUCUUGUCCUCGUCGACCUCCUUUACCUCUUCCUCCUCGUGUUGAUACCAUGGUAGUGGCAGUCAUUUCUGUGCUACUCUCCUCUGUGUUGUCUUCGUCCGUGCUUCUUUCCCUUGCCUUCCUCUCUCGAGUUCUGCUGCUCUCUCACGGCGCCCAGACACUUGAACUGGGAAGUGCUGACACUGUCUCCGAUCUCACUCGUGUAGUGCCAGUUGACUUCACGCCCUCAGGUUGUGCUGAGUCUGUGGGCUGCUACACCUUGCCGAGUAAUCUUCCUUUGCUACCGUCUAAUCCACAAUCCAUUUCCCAUUCCAUCUCUGUUUCUACUUCACCUCUGUCCACUCUUUUAUCGAACCCUCAGACGGUGCAGGUCACAGCCAUGCCCGUCAUUCCGCCAGUCUCCACCACCCCGCUGCCUCUCAAUUCUAACGAUGUUACCGCUCCGCCCAAUGUCUCGCUAGACGGACAAAUAAGGCACAAUCGGAGUGGAGAUGGACACGUACCGCUAAACAAUAAAUCACGAUUCCGUCCUCACCUCCUCCUCGUCGCGCUCUCCCAGCAAGCCUCUCAUAUUUCGAGGUUGAUGCCAUGCUCAGAACACGACAAAGAUCUCCAUAUCCCCUACUCUUCUUCGCCGCAAGAGGAAAGCAAUAUCUCUGUCACUUCGGGAGAGAUGAAGAAUCAAAUUGGUGUAGCAGACUCUCACGGUGUCAUUCAGUCUGUGCUGAGACACGGAAGUGAGGCAGGCCCUAUAAAUCAAACGUUUGUAGCAAGGAGCGCAAAACGAGAGGAAGUGAAAUCUAACAGAAGCUCAAGUGAAUCGAUAUUGAAUGGUGGGAGAGUUGAUUCCACAAUACGUCAGGCAGUUGUAAGAGUGCAGUCACCCAAAGCCAGGGGGAUAAAAGCCUCGUUCCUCUCCCAAAAGACGCAACCAGAGUCAAUGAAUCAAACACUUGCCUCCAGGAAGCGAAAAACCAGACGCUCUCGUGGAAGCAACGCUCGGGACACUCAAUUAAAUUACUUAAAUUUGCAAGCAGAGGUGACUCUCGACUCAGCGCAAGACCAAAAUCAAAAGAGAUCCAAAAAACUAAAUCGAAAUCGAAUGAUCGAGAGAGACACGGAACAAAUCAAAAGCCAUGUUAAGGUCAAUACAAUCGUCGUUCAUUCCACUCUCCUUCCGCCUCCAUCAUGGGAGGCCCGGGCUCUGAGCGAGGCACCUGGUCAUCAUGGAGACUCGUCCUCCAAGCGAGAUGUUGAGCGCGCUUCAAUGAGGAACGUAAAAAUGUUCUUAUCUGAGGAACCUUCACGAGGACCGAGUGGCAACAUCUCUAGAAGGAGGACGCGUCCUAUGUCCUCACAGGACUUGAAAGACAUUGAAGAGCCACCUGAUGAAGAGGAAAAGUAUGGAGCUGCAAAGCGAGUAGGGGACAAAGGCGUACAUUUUCAAGGCCCAACGGAGGAGAGAGUGAUGGACGAAGGGGAGACUAAACUAAGCGACAGUUCCGAGGGAAAGUCAGAGAGUCAGCACCAGAGCCAAAGUGACACAUCUUUCCGCGUUCUUCACGUGUCUCCCUUUAUUCCUGACCUUGCCUUGAAUGACGAAGACUCUCCAGCAAAUCCUUCCCUUGAUCGCCCCUCCGCCAGCCUUGUGGGCGCCAGGCUUGUCCCUACAACCUCUGCCGACGAUCUAUCAGCCGGUGACGACGCUUGGAUUCCAACACCCCGAACAUUCAGAUUACAAGGUGGCAACGAACAAGCGAGCAAUGAAGGGAAGAGCAACACUGGCAGGGGGAGGGAGGCCGGAAAGCUCUCGCGAAUGGCGAACAGGGUGAAAAUAGAAACAACAAGAGGGAUGGACGAGACGCAAGCUGUGCGCUCCAAUCAGGAGGAUGAACUCAGUGACAUUGCUCGGGGUAUCCAAAACGAGGCCGCGCUCCAGUUUUACGAGAAGCAAACAAAUACAGGGAGUGACAGAGUGCAAGUACUCGUACAGGAACACGGGGACCUCCCUCCUCUUUCGCCUACCGAUGAAACAAGGGCAGGAAGAGGGAAGAAAGUGCUUCAGGGACCCACCAGUAAGAGGGGCACAAGCCAGGCCCACGACAUCCCAUUGCUGGACACGGAAGGGUCAGUGCGGAUCCCCUGCUACGUGAUAAUCUUCCUGCUGGGAAUGAUCGGUAACACUCUAGUGAUCGUGACGCUGCUGCAGAACCGGAAGAUGAGGACGAUCACCAAUGUCUUCCUCCUGAACCUGGCAUUCUCGGAUCUCCUGCUGGGGGUGUUCUGCAUGCCCUUCACGCUGAUUGGCUCGCUGCUUCGGGACUUCAUCUUCGGGGCGGUGAUGUGUCGCCUCAUCCCUUACUUCCAAGCUGUGUCCGUGUCAGUCUCUGUAUGGACGCUUGUGGCCAUUUCGCUGGAACGGUUCUACGCCAUCUGCCAGCCGCUCAAGUCCCGGGGGUGGCAGACUUUGUCCCACGCAUACAAGAUCAUCUCCCUCGUUUGGGUCCUGUCCCUAGUGUUCAUGGCGCCCAUAGCAGUGCUCUCCCAGCUGCUGCCCGUCGGGAAUACAAGCCGCCACAAGUGCAGGGAGAUGUGGCCGUCGCUUCACUUCGAGCGCGGCUUCAGCAUGUUCCUGUGCGCCGCCCUACUGUUGGUGCCGCUGGUGAUCAUGGUGGCCGCCUACUCCUCCAUCACAGUUUCGCUGUGGCACGGCAUGAAGCUGGAACGUGAGACCGGACAAGUGAUCUCCCUCACGGACCUCAACGGGCUGGCUAUGGUUCAGCAGUCUCUCCGGCGGAAGCAGUCCCGUAGACACGUGUCCAAGAUCUCCAUAAGGUUCCGUAAAAUUCCUGCGCAAACGAAGCAGUGUGUGCAUUGUGGACGACCCGAAGGGGAAAGCAGCCUUGCCCACACACCCUCACCAGGAGAAGGUCACCAUCACGCCUGCCUCCACGACACUGAAUGUGAAAAUUAUAAGUGGCGUGUGGAGUCCGUGAGGGAAAGUAGUGACGGAGAGAGACGAAGAGUAGAUGGGAUAAAUAACGCAUUGGGCAUUUCCACUUCCUUCUCCCCUUGCAGCAGACGCCCAAACAAGCCAGAUUUCAAGCGCCUACGCAGCACACACCUGGAGAAAAGCAUCGAGGCCAAGAAGCACGUCAUUCGGAUGCUGUUCGUGGUAGUGCUCGAGUUCUUUCUAUGUUGGACUCCCAUAUUCGUAGUCAAUAUUAUGUGUCUCUAUAUCCCGGAGAAGGUAUAUCCCACAUUGGGCUCUGUUGGAAUAUCCUUCUUGCCUCUCUCCUACGCCUCCUCCUGCUGCAACCCCAUCACUUACUGCUUCAUGAAUAAGAAAUUUCUGCAGGGGUUUCGCUACGCCUUCGGUUGUCGCAAAGAGGCGGAGAGGAACGGCAGGAAAAAUGGAACGGCGGCGAGUUUUAGGAGUCAGAGUAACAAUAUUUUUAAGCUGGCGACGGAGGUGAAGCGGGAUGCGAGGGAGACUACUGUGUGAGUGACAAAGAGAGAGAGAGAGAGAGAGAGAGAGAGAGAGAGAGAGAGAGAGAGAGAGAGAGAGAGAGAGAGAGAGAGAGAGAGAGAGA
Molecule: messenger RNA, 4263 nt
Organism: Portunus trituberculatus (swimming crab)
Lineage: Eukaryota; Metazoa; Arthropoda; Malacostraca; Decapoda; Portunidae
Biological process (GO): neuropeptide signaling pathway
Cellular component (GO): membrane
Molecular function (GO): neuropeptide receptor activity; gastrin receptor activity
Source: RefSeq, a predicted model, not a curated record